Arabidopsis lyrata subsp. lyrata is the source of this 1796-nucleotide messenger RNA. Its product is annotated as polyadenylate-binding protein, cytoplasmic and nuclear. Gene Ontology annotation, biological process: mRNA splicing, via spliceosome. The record is from RefSeq and is a predicted model, not a curated record. Gene Ontology annotation, molecular function: U1 snRNA binding; mRNA binding. The transcript is spliced from 20 exons. Bases 1 to 1599 code for a protein of 532 amino acids. Lineage: Eukaryota; Viridiplantae; Streptophyta; Magnoliopsida; Brassicales; Brassicaceae. Gene Ontology annotation, cellular component: U1 snRNP; precatalytic spliceosome; U2-type prespliceosome.
AUGAUGAUACCCAAAGCCCAGGAGGAGACAACCAAAGGAUUUUCUGAUGAUACUCUCCAGCACAAGUCUGACCAGGCUAAUUUAGUCUCAGUGAAGGAGACAGUGGAGGGACUUGAUGAUGACAUUCCUGAUUUUGUUGAGUAUUUUACCCUCCACUUUUACAGCAUCGAUUUCUUCAAUGAUGUUGCACAAGUUGUUCAUGUUCGCCUUAUUGUAAACCACAAGGGCAAGCAUUCGGGCUAUGGCUUUGUUGAGUUUGCUUCUGCGAACGAAGCUAAGAAGGCUCUGGAAAAGAAGUCCGGUGAAUAUUUGCACGGUCAUCGGAUAUUUCUUCAUUUGGCUAAUUAUAAGAAACCUGCAUACUUUCUACCCAAGUAUUGCAUUGAUCACAAGGUUUGGUAUGAUGACUACCUUGGACGAGAAAGCUUUCUGAUAGAAGAUGAUGAGACAGAGGAAGGACUUGAUGACAGAGAAGGCCUUCUGAUAGAGAAAAACCAGGCAGAGGAAGGACUUUAUGACACUCCCGAUUCUUUUGAGAAAGUACUUUUUGUUGCCAAUCUCUCUCCCCAGACUAAAAUCUCAGAUAUCAAAGGUUUAUUCAAAUAUUUUGGAGUUGUUAGUGUUCGUCUUAUCGUAAACAACAAGGGUAAGCAUCUGGGCUAUGCCUUUGUUGAGUUUGCUUCUGCUUACCGCGCAAACAAGGCACUGAAAAAGAAGAACGGCGAAUAUUUGCAUGAUCGUCAGAUUUAUUUGAUGAAAGAACAUGAUGAAACUCCAGAUUAUGUUGAGGCGGUUGCCAUAGCGAAAAAGACACUCUUUGUUUCCCAUCUCUCUCCCCAAACUGAAAUAUCAGAUAUCAUCAAUUUCUUCAAAGAUGUCGGAGAAGUCGUUCAUGUUCAACUUACUUUAAACAACAAAGGCAGGCAUGUGGGCUAUGGCUUUGUUGAGUUUGCUUCUGCUGACGAAGAAGAGAAGGUGAGAGUAGUUUAUAGUAAUGAUGAAAAUAGGCAAGUAGUUAUAUUAAAGCGCUGGAAUCAUGAUCGCAAGAUUGUUCGUCGAGUGGUUGACGCUCCAUACCGUCCACCCAAGUAUUGCGUAGAUCACAAGGUUUGGUACGAUGACUACCUUCGACGAGAAGGCCUUCUUAUGGAAGAAAAUGAGGCAGUGAAAGGACUUUAUGAAACUCCUGAUUUUGUUGAGCCAUUUGCGGUAACAAAAAAGACGCUCUUUGCUUCCAAUCUCUCUCACCUAACUAAAAUAUCAGAUAUUAUCAGUUUCUUCAAAGAUGUUGGAGAAGUUGUUCGUGUUCGACUUAUUGUAGACCACAUGGGUAAGCCUGUGGGCUGUGGCUUUAUUGAGUUUGCUUCUGCUGAAGAAGCAGAGAAGGCGCUGGAAAAGAAGAAUGGUGAACGUUUGCGCUUUAGUAAGAUUUGUCUUGACAUGGCUGAGAUAGCUCCAUACCCUCUCCGACUCAAGUACAACCUUGCAGAGAAGCUUUGGUAUGAAGACAAACUUCGAGGAGGAAGCCUUGAUUUGGAGACCAAACCGAAAGUGGUACCUAAGUUCUGCGGUAAGAGGAUUAUCUUCUCUAACGACUGACUUAAGCCUCGCUUUGGAGAUUAAACCUAAGAAGAUUAUCUUCUCUCAUACGACGACGACUGAUAGAAGAAGCUCUUUGGUGUUUCUAAGUUGUGAUCCAAUGCAAUGUUUUUUUAUUACUUAGGUUUUUCGUAUUUGAGUCGAGUUUUGUCUGGAGGUACGUUAAAAUAUGCUUAAUGAGGUUUGGUAUUAAAUCA